AUGGGUCAGUCACGACGCCCCGUUGGAGGAGAAAAGAAGAGCCGCUUCGGGCGCUCCAAAGCAGUUGCCGAUGUUGGCGACGGCCGGCAAGCGGGGGGCAACAAGCAGGUCAAGAAGGCUGCAUUUGAGAGCAGCAAGAAAAAGGAGAUUGGUGUAUCAGAUCUUACACUGCUCAGCAAGAUCUCCAAUGAGGCAAUCAAUGACAAUUUGAAGCUCCGGUUCGAGCAUGACGAGAUCUAUACAUACAUUGGCCACGUGUUGGUCUCGGUGAACCCUUUCCGAGACUUGGGUAUCUACACCGAUACUGUCCUCGAUUCAUAUCGCGGUAAGAACCGUCUCGAAGUCCCUCCACAUGUAUUCGGAGUCGCCGAGUCAGCAUACUACAACAUGAAAUCCUACAAGGACAACCAGUGUGUCAUCAUCUCGGGAGAGUCUGGUGCAGGAAAGACGGAGGCCGCCAAGCGGAUCAUGCAAUAUAUUGCCAGUGUUUCUGGUGGUGGCGAUUCCUCUAUUCAACAGACCAAGGACAUGGUAUUGGCGACGAAUCCGUUGCUAGAAUCAUUUGGUAAUGCGAAGACCCUGCGCAACAACAACUCGUCCCGAUUCGGAAAGUACCUCGAAUUGGAGUUUAACUCAAAUGGUGAGCCGGUGGGAGCAAAUAUUACGAACUAUUUGCUUGAGAAGUCUCGAGUCGUGGGCCAAAUCACGAACGAGCGAAACUUCCACAUCUUCUACCAACUCACAAAGGGAGCCCCACAGAAGUACCGCGACAACUUCGGUCUUCAACAACCCCAGUCAUACCUUUAUACGAGCCGAUCGAAGUGUUACGAUGUGCCAGGAAUCGAUGAUGUUGCCGAAUUCAAGGAUACAUUGAAUGCGAUGCAGGUGAUUGGAAUGAGCGAUGUCGAGCAGGACAAUGUGUUCCGCAUGCUGGCGGCUAUUCUCUGGAUUGGUAAUGUCCAAUUCACUGAGGAUGAUUCUGGCAACGCUACCAUUAGCGAUCAGUCAGUUGUCGAUUUCGUCGCCUACCUGUUGGAGGUUGAUGCUGCGCAAGUGAACAAGGCCCUAACAAUUCGUCUGAUGGAGACCGCUCGCGGAGGGCGCAGGGGUUCUGUCUACGAGGUGCCACUGAACAGAGUCCAAGCAUCGGCUGUUCGGGACGCUUUGUCCAAGGGAAUAUAUUUCAACCUGUUCGACUGGAUUGUAGAGCGCGUCAAUCAGUCACUAGCUGCUCGAGGUUCCAUCGCCAACUCGAUCGGUAUUCUGGAUAUUUACGGAUUCGAAAUCUUCGAGAAGAACUCUUUUGAGCAGCUGUGUAUCAACUAUGUCAAUGAGAAGUUACAGCAGAUCUUCAUUCAAUUGACUCUCAAGGCAGAGCAGGAUGAGUAUGCCCGUGAGCAGAUCAAGUGGACUCCGAUCGAGUACUUUGAUAACAAGGUUGUCUGCUCGUUGAUUGAGGAUAAGCGUCCUCCUGGCGUUUUCGCUGCCUUGAACGAUGCUUGCGCCACAGCUCACGCUGAUUCCGGUGCGGCUGAUCAGACUUUCGUUGGUAGACUCAACUUCCUGGGCCAGAACCCGAACUUCGAAAAUCGCCAAGGUCAGUUCAUCAUCAAGCACUACGCUGGUGAUGUCAGCUACGCCGUGGAAGGAAUGACGGAUAAAAACAAGGAUCAGCUAUUGAAAGACUUGUUGAAUCUCGCCCAAUCUAGUAGCAACGAAUUUGUUCAUACGUUGUUCCCCAACCAGGUCAAUCAGGAUGACAAACGUCGCCCACCUACUGCUGGUGACAAGAUCAAGGCAUCCGCGAAUGACCUUGUGGCCACGCUCAUGAAAGCGCAGCCAUCUUACAUUCGUACCAUCAAGCCCAACGACAACAAGGCUCCCAAGGAAUACAAUGUUGGCAACGUUCUGCACCAGAUCAAGUACCUGGGUCUCCAAGAAAACGUUCGCAUUCGUCGUGCCGGCUUUGCGUACCGUCAGACUUUCGACAAGUUCACCGAGCGAUUCUAUUUGCUGUCUCCCAAGACUUCAUAUGCUGGUGAUUACACAUGGACCGGUGACGUGGAAUCUGGCGCGAGGCAGAUCUUGAAGGAUACCCGAAUUCCUGCCGAGGAAUACCAGAUGGGUAUCACCAAGGUCUUUGUCAAGACUCCCGAAACACUUUUCGCACUGGAAGCCAUGCGUGACAAAUACUGGCACAACAUGGCCAUUCGCAUUCAGCGUGCUUGGAGAAACUACCUCCGGUACCGUAUUGAAUGUGCGAUUCGUAUCCAGCGCUUCUGGCGUCGCAUGACCGGUGGACUCGAGUUCAUCAAGGUUCGUGAUCAGGGUCACAAAUUGCUGCAGGGUCGCAAGGAACGUCGGAGAAUGAGUCUUCUCGGCUCUCGUCGCUUCUUGGGUGAUUAUCUCGGCGUAGGAAAUACUGGUGGCCCUGGUGAAAUGAUCCGCAGUGGUGCAGGCAUCAGCGGCUCAGAGGAUAUUGUAUUCUCUUGCCGUGCUGAGGUCUUGGUCUCCAAAUUUGGUCGAUCCAGCAAGCCUUUCCCCCGUAUUCUUGUCUUGACGACUCGACAUGUCUUCAUAGUGGCACAAAAUAUCGUCAACAAUCAACUCGUUAUUUCGUCAGAACGGACUGUUCCCGUUGGAGCCAUCAAGAGUGUCAGCACCUCAACACUCAAGGACGACUGGUUCUCGUUGAUUAUUGGCGCCCAAGAGCCUGAUCCGCUUAUCAACUGCGUCUUCAAGACCGAAUUCUUCACUCACCUGAAUACUGUCCUGCGUGGCUCUUUGAAUUUGAAGGUUGCCGAGAGCAUUGAAUACAAUAAGAAGCCCGGUAAACUGGCAACAGUCAAGGCAGUCAAAGAUCCGGGUGCUGGAAAAGUCGACAGCUACAAGAGCAGCACAAUCCACACCAGUGCUGGUGAGCCUGCUAGCUCCGUCUCGAAGCCUACUCCCCGACCGAAGGCGGUUGCUGCUCGCCCUGUAACAAAGGGCAAGCUACUUCGUCCUGGUGGCCCUGGUGGCGGCCCUUCGAAACUCUCCCAGGCUGCUCGCAGACCUGCCCCAGCCGCUCAACCUCUUCCCCGGUCUACCCCACAACCAGCUGCAGUGCCACAACCAGCAGUGCAAUCGCGUAUAGUGCCUCAGCCCGUGGCUGCUGUUGCCAAUGCUAUACACACCCGGACCGUGUCUAGUAGCUCCGUGAGGGCUCCACCACCGCCUCCCCCUGCAGCACCUCGCCCAGCAUCAAAGACACCCACCGCGAAGGUCAAGUAUGACUUUAAUAGCGACCGGGCUAACGAACUUUCCAUCCGCACGGGUGAAGUUGUAGAAAUUGUGUCUAAAGAAGGAAAUGGAUGGUGGCUUUGCAUGAACACAACGACAUCGACGCAAGGUUGGACUCCUGAAGCAUACCUUGAAGAGGUUGUUGUUGCUCCUACGCCAAAGCCUGCUCCACCUCCACCCCCCGCGGUAGCACGCGCAAGCCCUAGCCCUAUCCCGAAUGGUGCUGGAGUUGCCGCUGCUGCAAAGAGCAAACCCGCCCCUCCUGCUCCCCCCGCCAAGCGACCCAACAUGGCCGGUCGCAAACCCGCCCCACCGCCUGCUCCCCGAGAUAGUGCCGUGAGCAUGAACUCGGGCGACUCAUCAGGCGCCAGCGGCCGUGGCACACCCAACAGCGCAUCUAACGCCAGCCUAGCAGGCGGCUUGGCCGAAGCGCUGCGGGCACGACAGAGCGCAAUGCAGGGCAAGCAAGACGACGACGACGAGUGGUAG
This is a messenger RNA of Penicillium paradoxum, 3771 nucleotides long. RefSeq names its product class I myosin myoA. The coding region runs from base 1 to 3771 and encodes 1256 amino acids. Gene Ontology annotation, biological process: actin filament organization; endocytosis; vesicle transport along actin filament. Gene Ontology annotation, cellular component: microvillus; cell tip; cytoplasm. Gene Ontology annotation, molecular function: microfilament motor activity; actin filament binding; ATP binding. The transcript is spliced from 5 exons. The record is from RefSeq and is a predicted model, not a curated record. NCBI's taxonomy places the organism in Eukaryota, Fungi, Ascomycota, Eurotiomycetes, Eurotiales, Aspergillaceae.